AUGGCAGAAAACGAAAAUUUAGGAAAUAUCGAGAAUGUUUCUGGAACUUCAGGAGCAGGUAAUGAUCAUGCCUCAGGCUCUGGGGUUCACGUGUACUGUAGAGUCAGGCCUCCAAAUGAGGCAGAGAAAACUCAUGGCAAUGGUUUGCUAUGUGUAAAUGUGAGAUCAGAACAAUGUAUAGAGAUUAGCUCAUCAGAAUCUAAGAAUGAUAGUGAAACAAAAGAGAGAACCUUCUAUUUAGAUCACAUUUUUCCCAUGGAUACUAAUCAAAGUUACGUUUAUAAAACUGCCGCAAAACCUAUUGUUGACCAGUUAUUCAAAGGUAUUAAUGGAACAGUUUUGGCUUAUGGACAAACUUCUAGUGGGAAAACAUUUACAAUGGAAGGUAUAAUAGGAGACAAUGAAAAGAUGGGAGUUAUUCCUCGUAUGGUCCAUGAUGUAUUUGAAACCAUUAGUAAUGCUGAGGAACACAUUGAGUUUCAACUAAAGGUUUCUAUUUGUGAGGUUUAUAUGGAAAGGAUAAGAGAUUUAUUGGAUACAAGUGGAACGAAAAGCAAUUUGAGAAUACAUGAAGAUAAGAUACAUGGUAUCUAUGUAAAGGACUUGAGUGAAUACUUUGUUACUUCUCCAGAAGAAGUUUUUGAACUUAUGGCUUUGGGUCAUAAGCAUAGAGCUGUAGCAUCUACGAAUAUGAAUUCAUACUCUUCAAGAUCUCAUUUAAUUUUUAUGUUACAGCUUCAACAAAAGAAUGUAUUCGAUUCCAGCAUCAAAGUUGGCAAACUUUUCCUCGUUGAUCUUGCAGGAUCAGAAAAAAUCAGUAAGACUGGAGCAGAAGGGUUGACUUUAGAUGAAGCUAAAACCAUUAAUAAAUCUUUAAGCUGUUUGGGAAAUGUAAUUAAUGCUCUAACAGAUAAUACCAAGAACUUUAUUCCUUAUCGUGAUUCUAAAUUAACAAGAAUUCUUCAAAAUUCUCUUGGUGGUAACUCUCUUACUGCUUUAAUUGUCACUUGUUCUCCAAGUAUUGUUAAUGAAUCCGAAACUAUUGGUACUUUAAGAUUUGGAAUCAGAGCUAAAAUGGUUAAGAACGCUCCUAAAGUUAACCAACAAUUUUCUGUUGAACAAUUACAAGUACUACUUAACUCGGCACAAAGAAAGUUGGCGGAAAGAGAUAACUAUAUUCAAGCUCUAGAGGACUUGGUUAAAAAGCUCGGAGGAGAACUCCCUGAAAAUAAACCGUGUGUAGGUAAAGGAACCAGUCUGGUACUUAAUUCUUCCUUAAACAUUAGAGGAAGCAAGGAACUUCAAGAAACACCUAUUUCUUCAGGCUCAGAAAAGACUACGUUGAAUUUGAGAACCUUGGAUAAUGAUGAAUUAGAUGAAUUAGAAGAAGCCAAACAACAACUUAAAGAGAAUAGCGAAAAAAUCACUCAGUUAAAACAGGAGAUUUCAGAGAAGGAAAAUAAUUUGAAGCUUGUAUCUGAAGAAAAGGAAAACUUAAAUGUUAAACUUUCUGAUAUAAUCCAAGAAUUAAACCAAGUUAAAUAUCAACAACAAGAUCAAGAAGAAACUGUUGAGCAUCUUCAGCUUAAAAAUAAGUCUCUGAUAGGAGAGCUUGAACAAUCACAGAUUCAUAUUCAAGACUUAGAAGCUAGGAUUGAAGGAUAUAAAUCAGAGGAGUUACAAAAAAGGAAUGAAGAAAAGGAAAAUGAAGCUAAAAAAGCUUAUCAGAACCUUUCUAAUGAAAUCCAACAGCUUAGGGAAUAUUUACUUGCAAUUAGAAAGGACUCAAAUCCAAAUGAAGACUGUAUUUGGAAUUCUGAACAUAAAGCAUUGUUAGAAACUAUUGAAGAUAAUGUUACUAGAAUUGCUAAUUUGGAACUCCAAUUAAAAGAAAACAACAAAGGUAUCAAAAGAUUUGAUAUUAAUGAUCAAGAUACGAAGAGCAUGCUUGAGAGAAUGUCCCAACUAGACAAAAAUAUGGAACAGCUUGGAAAACUUUACCAAAAAAUGGUUGAGCAAAAUGCAAAUCUUAAAUCACAAAGUCAACUGAACGAGAGGAGGUUAUUGAGGAAAGAAGAAAGAAUUGAACAACUUGAAAAGUCUCUAAUUAAUGCAAAGACGAAAUAUACAAAGUUAUUAAUGCAGUGUAACUCUUUAACCAAAACUAUUGAAAACAUCUCCAAACUAAAGCCUAUUUUUGCCAAGCUAGCCCCUCCUAAUAUUGUCAAAGGCAUUCAAGGAGGAGGUGGAAAGUCCUCUCUAGUAAAGGGUUAG
Molecule: messenger RNA, 2274 nt
Organism: Cryptosporidium ubiquitum
Lineage: Eukaryota; Apicomplexa; Conoidasida; Eucoccidiorida; Cryptosporidiidae
Product: kinesin heavy chain
Exons: 1
Coding region: 1-2274 (757 amino acids)
Biological process (GO): microtubule-based movement
Molecular function (GO): ATP binding; microtubule binding; microtubule motor activity
Source: RefSeq, a predicted model, not a curated record